Molecule: messenger RNA, 906 nt
Organism: Paraphaeosphaeria sporulosa
Lineage: Eukaryota; Fungi; Ascomycota; Dothideomycetes; Pleosporales; Didymosphaeriaceae
Exons: 3
Coding region: 1-906 (301 amino acids)
Source: RefSeq, a predicted model, not a curated record
AUGCCGGAGUGCACUCGUUUGCUUGCUAUGCAUGGCUCCAUUGGGCGACUAUUUGGCCCACGCAUCGAGCGUGCACCACGCUUGAAGCGUCGUCCUGUGGCUGGGUCAGCAAUCUCGAUUUGGCCCGCGCAGGCUGAUAAUUAUUCUGCGAACCAGGGCCCAUGCAGCGCAGAAAGUGGUUUUGGCCAUGGCGAUAGCGCUAAAGGUACCUUCAUCUACCGCCCCAUGCUUGCUCCCGCUGGACAAGUUAUUUCAAAGCAGCGGUCCCCCCGUUGCGCUGCGACAUUCGCCCGUUUGGCAGGGAUGCACGACGGCGCCACCGACGAGAGAAAGCCAUCGGCGAUAAGCCUAUCGCUAUCGACAGCCAGGGGGCGGGCAAGUUGGCAUGUCCAAUCUCAUGUCGGGCUGGGUGCUUCCGGGAGCCGCCAUGCCUGUUUGCGCUGGUGCUGUUUGAUCGCCGGACGGGCCCAUCUACCGCAAAUCGUCCCUCUGCCAAUUGGUGACGUGAUGCAACAGCGGCGCUGGUUGACGGCGGGACGCUGGCGGGAGGCGAGCCGCGAGACAGCGAGCACCGGCGCGUUCCUCUGGGAGCACGCCAGCAAGUCGCCGCAACGUCCAUGUCGUGUGGGAAGCGAAGCGCGUGUUUGGAGCGAGUCCCAGGCACACCCGGGCGGGGACGGCGUCGGGGACAGACGGCUGCUGGCUGUGGUAUUUUUACAAUGCCGAUCUACUGCGCUUCACAUGGCGAUCCGCCACGCCCGCGUCGGUGCCAGUGCGGACACGACGAGCGAGGAAUGGGAAUGCAGUUGCACUCUCGCAGCACGCGCUGGCUGCGCUGCCAGUCGAGACUCGCUCCAGUGCGCGCGCAGCCGGGCCAGCGAUCGCAUGGGCGACGGCCUGCCAUGA